AGACCAUCGCCCAUUGCUAGUUAGAUUUGUAAGCGAAAACAUUUCCAGAACUGGACGCUUUAUGUUCGAUAAAAGAUGGAUUUCUAAACCGGAGUUCUUGGGAAUAAUAAAAGAGGGAUGGUGUAAAGAUGAUGCUGCAGGAUCUAGAGCAUUAUUACACCGCAUCUCUAACUGUAGAAAAUCUAUAUCCUUAUGGAAAAGAGUCACAAACCAAAACUCCAAAAAAAGAAUUACUCAGCUUAAACAGAAGCUUGAAGAAGAAGGCUUGAAGCUGCAGCCCAAUCGUGGUCUGUUGCAAGCAUGGAAAUGGGAACUAGCUGAGGCUUACCGAGAAGAAGAACUUUUUUGGAAACAGAAAAGUCGAGAGAAAUGGUUGAAGGAAGGCGAUCGUAAUACAAAAUUCUUCCAUGGGAGUGUUCAAAGACGACGAGUCCAGAACCGUAUCAUUUCUCUCUUUGAUGUCAAUAACGUGGAGCAGUUUGCAGAAGGAUCUAAGGGAGAGAUCGCGGUUGAUUAUUUCCGCCAACUUUUUACAAGCUCUAAGCCCGAUUCUUUUGAAGUAGCUCUUGAAGGAAUGCUACCGCGAGUGACAGCUCAUAUGAAUGAGGUAAUGACAAGACCAGUUUCUGGAGAAGAGAUUAAACAAGCAGCCUUUAGUAUCAAAGGAGAAAGCACUCCAGGAGCGGAUGGUAUGUCUGGUCAUUUUUAUCAAGCAUAUUGGGACAUUGUUGGACCUCAAGUCAUAACAGAGGUACAACAGUUUUUUGAAUCUGGUUCUCUCCCUCCGGAGUGGAAUUUCACACAGAUUUGUUUGAUUCCCAAGAAGCCAAAUCCAUCAAGAAUGACAGAUCUACGCCCCAUCAGUUUAUGCUCGGUUAUUUACAAGAUUGUCUCCAAAAUCCUGUGUAAUAGGCUGAAGUGUUUUCUACCGUCGAUUGUUUCAGACACUCAAGGUGCGUUUGUCUCGGGCAGAUUAAUUUCUGAUAAUAUUCUCUUGGCUCAUGAGAUGAUACAUGCCCUCCGCACAAAUUCCAACUGCGAUGAAGAUUUUAUAGCCAUUAAAACCGAUAUGUCUAAGGCCUAUGAUCGAUUUCAUACUCGGUGCUCAUCAAUGGUGCAUCGUAUGGAUAUAUAAAACCGGAGAGAGGCAUCCGUCAAGGCGACCCGCUAUCCCCAUUUCUAUUUAUUUUGUGUGCUGAGGCUUUAGUCCACAUUAUGAACAAAGCAGAACAAGAAGG
Molecule: messenger RNA, 1238 nt
Organism: Arabidopsis arenosa
Lineage: Eukaryota; Viridiplantae; Streptophyta; Magnoliopsida; Brassicales; Brassicaceae
Source: the annotation of a GenBank genome assembly